AUGAGUCGUGCGACUGUUAUGUUAACCUUAUUAUGGAUACGCGACUGCACGAAGAACUUCUUCCAGAGUGGAAAGCCAACGUCCUCAAACGGCCACACACCCGCAAUUGUCGAGACGCUAAGGAUAGAACUCCUCAACGGAUUAAUGGGACCUGCUAGUGGUUCACUAAUCACCGUUAUUUCCAAAAGUGGAGAGAAGAUCAUGCGUCGGGUCUUCUCUGGGUUUCAGCCGAUCCUGGCUCUCCGGCCGAGUUCAGAGAAGACAGCACACCGUGGCCACGAGAGUAUUAUUCGGAUACUGCUCGACUUCGGCGUCAAAGACCUCAAUUCUAGGUACAAGUCUGGACACACUCCACUAUUGCAUGCUGAAUCCAUGUGGCACACCAAGAUUGUCAAGUUACUCCUCCGUACCGGAAUACCUGACCCAAACUGUCAGAAUGCUGGUGCACAUGAGACAAUAAUGGGCGGGCACCGCUGGCCUUUGCCUGUAAAGCAGACGGGCAAAAUGGACUCAAGUCUGGAGGACCAAGUUGGUUUUACACUACUCACUUACGCCACUGAGUAUGGGAACGAGCACAUCAUCAAACUACUCUUGGAUGCUAGUGACCCUAGAGCUGCAAAAACAGCCACUACAGAACUUGAGAUCUUCGCUGCAACUAGAGCAACGCCCGAGCUACAGCCAGUCCAUGAGGGACCUGUGGUAGAGGCCACACCAAGCGAACUCGUCUCCAGGACGUCGCCGAAAGACAUUGUAAGACUAAGAUGGCGCAAUAACCCAGCAUUGAACCCGCAGCACUGA
Messenger RNA from Aspergillus welwitschiae, 798 nucleotides. RefSeq names its product ankyrin repeat domain-containing protein. NCBI's taxonomy places the organism in Eukaryota, Fungi, Ascomycota, Eurotiomycetes, Eurotiales, Aspergillaceae. The transcript is spliced from 6 exons. The record is from RefSeq and is a predicted model, not a curated record. Gene Ontology annotation, molecular function: protein binding. The coding region runs from base 1 to 798 and encodes 265 amino acids.